AAGAAAUUUGGGGAUGCGUACUUGCGUUGCGUAGUGUAGUAGCCCGUAUCAAACAUAAUCCCUCCGCAACCAGCAAAAUAAGAAAAUCCAAUCGCAUACUCUUUGACAGUUAUAUUGCACACGAAAAGGAAAGGAUACAUAAGUGAAGCAGAUGGGCAAGGACAAGGAAGUCGCAGCUUCCUCUUCAAACCCUAUUCCUGACUCUAACCAUAACAGCGGUGAAGAUGAUUCCGAUCCCUCAAAGAAUCCUUCUUUUACCUCCGUCAAUUUCUCUUCUCGGAAUGCUUCCUCCAAAUACGAUUUUGUCAAGGUUAAGGUGUGGCUGGGCGAUCACGCUGAUCAUUACUACGUUCUGUCCAGAUUCUUGCUUAGCAGAAUGUUGACUGUUACUAAGAUCCCUAACCACGUAGCUAUUAAAAUAGCACUGGAACUCAAGAAGCUGCUUAUAGAUAACAGUCUUCUAGAUGUCUCUCAGUCUGAUUUGGAAGCUAACUUAUUUAAGCUCAUGGAGCGGCGUGGAUAUGGGGAAGAGUACAUCAAUCGCUACAAGAUGAUGACAAGGUUUCAUCAUCAAAGAGUGCCACUGGUAAUUCUUGUUUGUGGAACUGCAUGCGUUGGGAAGUCUACCAUAGCUACCCAACUUGCACAAAGGCUGAAUUUGCCCAAUGUCUUGCAGACUGAUAUGGUGUAUGAAUUGCUGCGGACAUCAACAGAUGCACCACUAGGAUCUACUCCUGUAUGGGCACGAGAUUUCAGUUCCUCUGAGGAACUAAUCACUGAAUUUUGUAGAGAAUGCCGAAUUGUACGCAAGGGUUUGGCUGGUGAUUUGAAGAAGGCAAUGAAAGAUGGAAAGCCAAUUAUAAUUGAGGGGAUACAUUUGGAUCCUAGCAUUUAUUUAAUGGAUGAAGAAAAUAAGUCCUCGGCUAAUGUGACAGAAAAAACUAAAGAAGCAAACCUUGUAUCUGUGAUCAAUAAUGAUCCUGCAAAACAGGUGGAAAAUAAUACUGCAAGUGACAGUUGUACUGAUAAUAGCAACUCCAUUGUCGGGAAUGUGAGUUUGGAAGAUGGGAAAUCUGGUGAUAAGUUGAAUAAAGUUCCAGAUCCACAGGAAUCUGUUACCACAGCAGGCUGUGUUUCUGAUAAUAAAGGUGAAAUUGUUACAGAUACUAGUAGAGAGGGAGAUUCUACUGCUAGGAAAGAUAAAUUGGGUCCUAAACCAAUAAUUAUACCCAUAGUUCUGAAGAUGGCUGAAUUUGAUCAUAAGGCGUUACUAGAGGAGUGGAUAGUGACUCGCACAUUUAGUGAUAAAUGUCCAGUCCAGGACAAAGGAAGGUUAAUUACCAAUCUGAAAAUUAUUCAGGACUACCUUUGCUCUUUUAAAUCACAGGGUCUUACUGUUGCCAACAUAUCAGCAACAACAUUCCCCCAGACACUUGAUUGGCUGCAUGCAUAUCUUCUUCAGUGCAUUGAACAAGGCAUUUCAUCAGUGUCCAAUGAAAAUGGUAGACAGCCAGCUGAACGUUAGAUUAGAUGCAGAUGCUUGCUGGAGCAAUGGCAGGUACAAACUGAACCUUCAGCAAUUCAUAUAGGUAUAAAAAGCUUUGUAAAGUUAAAUGUGGCUAACGAAAUUUUAAGAGCAGACAUUUCCUAGCUGUUGGAUGUGGAGUUCUGCCAUAUCAGACUAACUAAUCACAGCUUCUUGGGAUGGCAGAACUUGCAUUUAUCCACAAUUCACUUGCCCCGUCUGAUGGACCAAAGUUUGGGCUUCGGAAUGCCCAGCAGAUCAUUUAUGGUAUCAACGCAUUGUAUUAUGGAUGAUGCCAACUCUUGGGGAUAAGUACAGUAGACUGCUGAUGUAUACUUUAUGUUCACCAUGCGUUUGUAACAUUAUAAAGGCUGAUUGCGACAAUAAACGGCAGCAAUUUUGAAA
Messenger RNA from Manihot esculenta (cassava), 1930 nucleotides. RefSeq lists its product as uncharacterized. The coding region runs from base 152 to 1525 and encodes 457 amino acids. The transcript is spliced from 15 exons. The record is from RefSeq and is a predicted model, not a curated record. NCBI's taxonomy places the organism in Eukaryota, Viridiplantae, Streptophyta, Magnoliopsida, Malpighiales, Euphorbiaceae.